Cuscuta europaea is the source of this 2550-nucleotide messenger RNA. The record is from the annotation of a GenBank genome assembly. NCBI's taxonomy places the organism in Eukaryota, Viridiplantae, Streptophyta, Magnoliopsida, Solanales, Convolvulaceae.
CAGGAGAAGAAGACACUAUUUCAAAAGCUUCUAAAUUGUUAUAUCUUCUUAGCAGAGAUUCAUUGGAAAAUGUUCACCAGUCAACUGAGAGUAAAUCACUUGUUGGGCUUAGUGUCAAUUGUGAACAGGAUGCUUACAAACUUUACAAUGAUCAUGCUUUUGAAAAUGGAUUUGGUAUUCGUAGAUGCAGACAGAGGUUUAGGAGUGGGAAUGUAAGUUUGACUAUGAAGUCUUAUUGUUGUUGGAAAGAAGGGAAGAAACUACAAAAGGGUACCGAAAACAAAAUGUAUACCAAGUUAGAUUAUCGUACUGGUUGUAAAGCGAUGUUACAGUUUUCUAUUAGUUGUGAUGGUGAAUGGACUGUCUCAAAGCAUAUUAUUGAUCACAACCAUGCUUUCUGUGCAAUUGGUCAAAGACACCUGCUGAAAUCACAUAGAGGCGUUGAUCGUGAGUAUCUUGAAUUUAUUAUGUUGAUGAAGGAGAGUGGAACAAAGGUUUCAGAUGUUCACAGGAUGCUUCAAAAACAGGCUGGUGGUGUUAGUGCUCUUGGAUUCACGAAACGUGAUGCUUAUAACGUUCUAGAAUCUGAAAGAAGUAAAACGUUUGAUGGUACUGAUUCGAACACUUUGAUUGGUAUAUUUAAGAAAAGGGCUGAAGUGGAAUGUGAUUUUUUCUUUGAUUUUGAGUUGGUUGAUGGUAUACUGACUUGUUUUUUCUGGAGAGAUGGUCAAAUGAGAUCUGAUUAUGAGAGGUUUGGAGAUCUUGUUGUGCAUGAUACAACUUACAGGACUAACAAGUAUGAUAUGAUCUGUGGUCCAUUUAUUGGUAUGAAUCACCACUGUAAAAAUAUAAUGUUUGGUUGUGGCUUUAUUCUAAAUGAAAGGGUGGAGUCUUUUGUUUGGUUAUUUCAGACUUUUCUGAAAUCUAUGGGUGGUAAACACCCCAUCAGUUUCAUGACAGACCAGUCAUUUUCCAUGGCAACGGCUAUCAAAUCUGUAUUUCCUGGGGCGAGACAUAGACUCUGCACUUGGCAUAUAGAUGAGAAUUCAAAGAAACACAUCAUGCAUCUACGCAAGAAGAUAAAUUUUGUUUCUCUUUUUGAUUAUGUUGUCAAACGAUGUGAUACUGUUGCAGAGUUUGAUUUCUAUUGGAAUGAAUUGAAUACAGUUUAUGAAUGCAGUGACAACACAUGGUUGAAGAGGCUGUACAGUCAUAAAGAAAAGUGGUGUCCUGCUUUUUCGAAGGAUUACUUCUCUGGUGGUGUUUUAUCCUCUCAAAGAAGUGAAUCUACAAAUAGAUCUAUAUCUAGAAGACUUACCAAGACUGCAACAUUAUGUGAUUUUUACAAAAUGUUUUGUGAUGUUGUUGAUGAAUGGAGGUUAGAUGAGAAUGGUCAUGAUUUUAGAUGUUCUGAAGGCACCGUUGAGAUGGUAUUGCUACAAGACACUUUGUUGACUCAUGCGAGAGAUGUGUAUACCCUUGAGAUUUUCAAAGUGUUCCAAGAACAAUAUUUGAAGGGUAUGUCACAUUUUUUUAAAUUAAUCUCACAGAAUUGUCAUGACUAUGUGUAUCAUGUUUGGUUGAAUGGGGUAGAUAUGAUUAGACACAGUGUUACUUUUAAUCGGCAUGACAACACAGUGACAUGCACUUGUAAGAUGUUUUCUGAAGUUGGCAUUUUUUGUAGACACAUUUUGCGUAUAUAUAAUGUGCAUUGUGUCAAAUGUAUUCCCCAAGUUUAUAUACUCUCUAGAUGGACAAAGGCUGCCAUUCUUCCAAAUGUUAAUCUUUCUAUUACGCACGGAACCGAUAUUAUGUCUGGCAAAAUAUUGGAAGAUUCUGUUUGGAGAGUGCAAAUGACUAGGAAAUUCAACUCAGUAUUGAGUGCAAGUGCUGCUUUUCCUGAAGCUAGACGAGUAUGUGAUCAAGGAUACGAGUCUAUUAAACAUUUUUUAGAUGCACAAAGAGAUGCUUCUGUUGUGGAUGAAUCUGCUUCUAGGACAAUAUUGGAUCCUCCACGGUCUCGUUCUAAAGGUCAGCGAAAUACCCGAAAGAGAAGUAUUGUUGAGAAACAGUGCAAAAUAGUCAAAGCUCGCCGUUCAAAAUCCCAAAAUGUUGCCUCCAAUUCAAAAGCAGUUGCUCAAACAGUGCAAAAAUAUUUUCUUAUCAUUAAUUUUUGUUUUGUUUGAUUGUAGGACACUGUUAAUUUCAUGGUUCCACAAGGUUAUGUACUUGCUCAUCCAAUUGGAGGAAUGACGUCUUUAAUGCAUGUGUCUGGAUCUCCACAAGUUUUUGCUCCAUACUUCAUGCAAUCCAAUGCUUUGAACCAAAUGCAGAAUUAGUUAUAGUUACACAUGUUUGGAAAACCAAAUGCUUUGAGGAGUUUACAUAUCAUAUUGUGAACUUUUACUUUUGUUGCACCUUGAGUUAUAUUUUAUUUUAUAGAAUUUAUAUUGUCUUUACAGUUUGUUUACAUGUCAUACAGCAUUGCCAUAAAUACAAUACGCAAUCAAGUUUGUUUACAUUUAUUUAUAUUACAGAAUGUAAUCUGUG